Molecule: messenger RNA, 5313 nt
Organism: Colletotrichum orchidophilum
Lineage: Eukaryota; Fungi; Ascomycota; Sordariomycetes; Glomerellales; Glomerellaceae
Exons: 2
Coding region: 1-5313 (1770 amino acids)
Source: RefSeq, a predicted model, not a curated record
AUGGACUAUUCGCGGCUGAAAGCUGCCGCUUUGCAAGGCGGCGAGGAGGAGGAGGCCGUCACCGUCGAUACCAGAGCCUUGAUCGACAAGGUUCUUGCCAGAUACUCGGGCGAAUGGACGACGUUGCGAGAGUUAAUCCAGAAUGCCGCCGACGCCCAAGCAACAACCGUCAAGGUUAAAUGGGAGACGUUGCCCUCGACCUCAGUUCCACUCCCCGCCACCACGAACCGAUCCGAACUCCUCAAGCAUGUCAUUGUGAAUCACACACUGCGUCGUCUGGUCGUGGCGAACGAUGGCCAGCCUUUCACCAAGACCGACUGGGGAAGAUUGAAGAGGAUCGCCGAGGGAAACCCCGAUGAAACAAAGAUUGGUGCGUUUGGUGUCGGCUUCUACAGCGUCUUUGCCGACUGCGAAGAACCCUUCGUGAGCUCCGGCAAUGAGGCCAUGGCAUUCUACUGGAAAGGGAAUGCGCUGUUCACCAAGAAGUCCACUCUACCUGAGGACCAGAGCAGCGGCGACACCACCUUCGUUCUCGACUACCGGAAUUCCACUACUCCUUUGCCGAACCUACUGUCCGUUAGCCAGUUUCUCGCAACCAGUUUGACAUUCGUCGCUCUGCAACAUGUCGAGUUCUGGAUCGACGACUACAAGAUUCUGGAUCUUCACAAGAAGACCUCACCUAGUCUCGACGUACCCAUUCCGAGAGAUGUUGAGACGCGGACGCGAGAGGGUCUGAUGCAGGUCAAAUCGGUCGAGCGAACCAGCACUCAGAUCGAUGCAGCCGUUAUGAGUGCCGCUGGCUGGAAACCGAAGGCUGCGGCGGCGACCAAGACAGCCGAUACAUACGGCGUUGGAUCCGAGGUGCCCUCAUUACGGAGCUUCUUCUCGAGGUUGACGUCCUCGGCAUCGCAAGUUACUGUCAAGGGAAAACAGCAGAGAGAAGAGGCAGCCGCUCAGGAGGAGAUCAGUGAGAACGUGACCAAGCUCUCUACUUCCACCAUCUUCUUGCGAGUGACAACCGCCUGGGUCAAGACCAGCGUCUCAACUUCGUUCGCGGCCGAGUUGGAGCGUGCGACGAAGAAACCACCACCCAAGACCACAAAGCUCGCCAUUCUUACCUCGUCCUAUGACGAGACCAUGGCUUCAGAAAGUUCACGCUCCGCUACCAUCUCAAAGUCUGUGGACGUGUUCGCCUCAGUGUUACCUAGCAAGAAACCCGGUGGCCGGAUCUUCAUCGGGUUCCCCACGACGCAAACGACCGGCGCCGGCAUGCAUAUCUCGGCGCAAUCAGUCAUUCCUACGGUUGAGCGUGAGGCCAUUGAUCUCAACGCACGAUGGGUUAGGACAUGGAACAUCGAGAUGCUUCGGGCGGCUGGUAUAAUGACAAGACUUGCUUUCAUUAACGAGAUGAGUGAUCUUGACUCCAAGGUCAAGAAUCUGGUCGGAGCUGCGACAAAGAUUGGCGCGGAAGACCUCGCCAAGCUCUUACCUGAAGCACUUCACAUCCUCAAGACAUUCACUUUCGCUGAUUCUACACCAAGCGGUCAAGUUUCCCAGAUUCUUGAGGAAGCGUUCUGGACGGCCUUCAAGAAGGCUUCUAUCGAGAUAUUUUCCUCCAGAGGUGUUUUGUCUAGUACAAAGGUCCGACUCGGGUCUGACGAGCUCAGCAAGUUCGUCGACACCAUUCCUGUUGUGCCUCGAGAGCUCAUGGAGAAUGCUUUCGUUAGAAAACUGAUGGACUUCGGUCUGCUCAGUCCAAUCACUGUUGACGACGUGCGGAUAGAGCUGGAAACCAAGGCAAUGAAUAAGGAGCAGCUUAUUAACUUCAUUGGUUGGGCCGGCAAAAAGGCGCUCAGCGGAGAACUGGAUCCUCCCAGCAAAGCUCGUCUUCUUGAUGUUGCGGUUGCCACAGUCACUGAAGACGGCAGUGAGCAAGGUGAUAUCAUUGCCCUUGGCUCCAUUACCAAUUACCAGUUAGCGAACAAGAUUCCAGCGAAUCUGCCGAUUCCCCCGAGAACCAUACCUAUGGCCUACACCAACCAUUGCUCUGCUCCUGAGCUGCAGGCCCUUGGUUGGGAGCCUCUGGAAAUUGUGCCAUGGCUGCGUUUCCUGCUAGAGCUCGGCUCGAGCAGGUCUGACGAGCAGAACUUGAAAAAGUCUCCAAAGUUCGCCGUUCAGGUCCUUACGGUGCUGUCCAAAAACUGGGACAACAUUAGCCAAAGCUCCAAGUCAACGAUCAUCACCCUGCUUCAGGCUCAUACUGUCAUGCCGACAAAGACGGGCAUGAAGAAGCCAACCGACUCUUUCUUCCCUAGCGUCAAGCUUUUCGAUGAUCUGCCCAUCAUCCAAGGCUGUCAAAGCUUGAAAGAUAAGUUUCUUUCGGCAAUCGGAGUACGCAAGACGGUCGACCUCGACACUAUCUUUUCUAGAUUGUUGAGCCCCUCGGCCGAGGGUGCGCAGAGGUGGAGUCACAUGGAGCUCAUUAAGUACCUCGCCUCGGUCAAGGACGACAUCCCCGCCGACGACAUGAAGAAGCUUAAGGAUACUCGUUUCUGUCCGGCGGAAGCUGGGGCGAAAGGAAUGGAGCCAUCCAAAGGCACGACUGAGUUGUACAAGGUCUCGGAGCUGUUCGAACCAAAGGAGACACUCAGAACUCUUCGGUUGCCUGUGUUGCAGUGGCCUGGUCCGCCCGGAAGCUACAGGGCCAGCAGUCACGAGGGCCGAUUCCUAGCCAUCCUGGGCUUGCGACCAUACCCCUCUGUCAUCGAGAUGGUCAAUAUGAUGGCGUCCACAGAUGCAGAGCUCAGAGCGUUCGCAAUGACCUACUUCAUCGCAAACCAUCAUCUCAAUGGCUAUGGGGCCUUCAACCUUGCCGAUAGUCGCAAGGCCUUCUUGCCUCUUCAGAAGGACAACAAGCUGGUCACGCCUUCAGCUUGCUUCACCAAUGAGGGUGCUGCGAUUUUGGGCUUCGACAUCCUGAAGAAAGACCUUCAUGUGCAUGCCAACAAGUUUGGGGUAGUUAGGGACCCGCCCAUUACUGAGUGCGUGUCUCGUCUGCUGGCCAAGCCACCCCAGGAUCGGCAAAUGGCCGUCACUCUCUUCGAGUAUUUUGCCCUGCGUAGCAGCGAUCUUGGAGAGGGCAGUUUAUCAAAGUUGCGUGACGCACCCAUUGUUCCCGUAACACGGCAGGCUCGCGACUCAAGCGAGAAGACUGGCUCCUAUGUCACCCAUAUCAGCCCCAAGCGAUGCUACCUGGGCACGUCAGCAACCUACGGCAACAUCUUUGACUUUGUCGACUUCGGGGCUGAUGCGAACACAUUUCUCUUCAAGUGCGGAGCCAAGCAUGAGCCCACCAAGCCAGAGAUAGCACAUCUAGCCUGCACCGAGCCUGCACGACUUCUCAGCAUUCUUCAGAGCCCGGAUAAGUACCUUGCUCUUCUGAAGUCUUUGGCAGAGAACAUGUCGACACUGAAGAAAGACAAAGAGCUGAUUCGCAAGAUGAAGUCAUCUCCAUUCUUACUCGCAGCCAAGGAGAUCCCAUCGCCGCCAUCUAAGGACAAGCUUAUUGACGUGGACGACGACGAUGCUCCUAUCAAGCAGUAUCAGCUGGCUACUGCGAACCGAAUCGUCAUCUUGGACGAUAUCAUCAGCUACCGCUUGUUCAAGGACUACUUGAUCACUGCGCCCGAAGAAGAAGUGCUCGAGGAAUUCUACCAUCAGCUUGGCGCUCAGACUUUGAGCUCGCUUGUGGAAGAGGAAGUAAGAAUCGGACCUCAUGCGGACAAGCAGGACCGGGCAGCUGCUCUGCGAAAGCAUGUUCUCGAGCGGUCCAAGAUCUUCCUUCACGAGUACUCGAACUACAGACGAGAGCAUAUCAAGCAUGAUGCCAAGUGGUUGGAGAAGAGCCUGCGCGUUGAGCUCGUCCGCUCGGUUGCACUCCGUCGUUCACUCAGGGGUCACAGCCAGUCUCACACAGAGAAGAGAUCCGCCGCCAGCGCACAGUCUGGCUCAAGUUGGAUUCUCUACGUCGCAGCUGAAGGGCAGCCGGACAUGUACCAGGUUGGUCAGGCCAUCUGCCAGCUUCUCCUAUCACGGCCGAAUCAGCAGGCAUAUCUGUUCUUCGAGCCCUUCCUGACACUCGACCUCUACGGCCUGAGAGCUCGAGGAUACAACGUUGAUCGUAUCCUUCGUGCCAAGGCUGCUGAGGCAAGAUUUGCUGAGGAGGAGCGUCGCAAGGCGCUGGAAGCUGAGCAGAAGCGGAUCCAAGAGAAAGAGAAAGAAUGGGGUCAGCAAGCCAAAGCUGCUGAGGCUGCUCGACAAGCUGCGAAGACACCGGACCCGAUCAUGCCGGGCUCUUUCGGGGAUGACAGUCCCGAAGAGGCUCACAGAUCGCCUCCUCCACAGCAGUCGCGGAAGAACAAGGGGCUCUUCUCGAAUCUGUCUCGUCGGUUUGGCUUUGACGCUAAUGAGAACGAAGAAGCGGAAGACCAGCUUCAAAAGUUCAUUGACAAACCUCCCGAGACGCAGUCGCAGAGCAUCGCCAACCAGCCUAGCAGCAGCACGGAGAGGAAACCUGAUGAUGGGCGCGUGACCAACCCAGCGACUAUUGGACAGAACUUGCUCAACGCCAUCAACUCUACCAGAGCUCAUGACUCCAACAGCGUGUUCUCGCCACCGAGCGUCAACGAGGUGAAGGAGCAGGCCACCUACUGCGACAGCACUCCCGCGCAAAAUAUAGUUUUCGCGGCGGAGGCGUCGAACAGUAUGAAAGUCUUCGUCUCAAAGAACCUGUCCAUGGAUUCGGGUCAGUUCCUCUCGAGGAAUCAUGGUCCUAUCAACGCCUUUUCUGGUCUUCUUAGCGAGGUCGCUGGCGUUUACUCUCUUUCGCCGCGCGUUCUUCAUAUCUUUUACGACGAGUCGGGCUCUACGAUUGCAUUCAACAGCAACGGCAGUGUCUUCUGCAACUUGCGUUUCUUCUUGCAGCUCCAUGCGGAGAAGAUUCUGAGGACUCAGGCAGGCGAGGCAAAGGCCGAGGCGGCUGUGUGGUGGUGGGUAGUGUUGGCUCACGAGCUGGCGCACAACCUGGUCCAACCUCACAACUCGGACCACAGCUAUUACACUGAGUCGUUUAUCCAGCAAUACUUCGCCAAGAUGGUGAUCAAGACGGCGCAGUGGACUCAGCAGACUGCCGCGGCCCCUCCUGCCCUCCCCUCUGCAGCCUCGCAGGCUCAGUCGCAAGCCCAGCCGCCUCCAUCGUACAAUGAGAGCAAUAGACAGGUGCCGGGCAACUCCAGAUACACCUUGUUUGACUAG